Molecule: messenger RNA, 174 nt
Organism: Debaryomyces tyrocola
Lineage: Eukaryota; Fungi; Ascomycota; Pichiomycetes; Serinales; Debaryomycetaceae
Source: the annotation of a GenBank genome assembly
AUGCUCAGCAUUUUUAGUAGGUUAUGCUUACGGUCUAGACGGUCAAAUAAGAUAUUUCUUUACCGGUUACGUCAAGAAUUUGAAGAGCAUUCUUUGUUGACUACCAUCUCAUAUAACUGCGUUUGUGGGUGCUGUCGCUCAACCAGUUUAUGCCAGAUUCGACAUAUUUGGUAG